This is a messenger RNA of Hemiscyllium ocellatum (epaulette shark), 8097 nucleotides long. RefSeq names its product ubiquitination factor E4B, UFD2 homolog (S. cerevisiae) (gene ube4b). Gene Ontology annotation, biological process: protein polyubiquitination. Gene Ontology annotation, cellular component: cytoplasm; nucleus; ubiquitin ligase complex. The coding region runs from base 239 to 3754 and encodes 1171 amino acids. The transcript is spliced from 27 exons. Gene Ontology annotation, molecular function: ubiquitin-ubiquitin ligase activity. Lineage: Eukaryota; Metazoa; Chordata; Chondrichthyes; Orectolobiformes; Hemiscylliidae. The record is from RefSeq and is a predicted model, not a curated record.
ACCGAUUCAAAAUGGCGCCGGUGUUGUUUUGAUGAAUAAGAGACUUUGUGUCAAAGGCAGGGCCUCCCUCAUAGAGGCCACGGGGCAUUGGGGAAAAUAAAAGAAAAGCAUCUCCCUUCCCCCCUUUCUCUGAUCAGCAGUAACGUUUAUUUAUGUUUGUUAAAAUAGUUUGAGAUAAACUAUGCACUUUUGUUGAAAAAAGUAAGGUUUUAACGAAAAGGAACAAUAUACUGAAAGAAUGGAAGAACUUAGUGCUGAUGAGAUUCGUAGAAGACGUCUGGCACGGCUGGCUGGUGGACUGACUUCACAACCCAGCACUCCGCUUACCUCCCCACAGCGAGAAAAUCCACCCGGAGUGUCUGCAGCAACACCAGGCAUAUCUCAAAAUAUGGCCCUGAGUGUACAGAGCAUGACUCCUGCCACAUCCCCUAUUGGAGCAACAGGUGUUGCACAUAGGAGCCAGAGCAGUGAAGGGGUGAGCUCUCUCAGCAGUUCCCCGUCAAAUAGUCUUGAAAACCAGUCUCAGAGUCUCUCCCGAUCUCAGAGUAUGGAUAUCGAUGGUGUGUCCUGUGAGAAAAGCAUGUCUCAAGUGGAUGUAGACUCAGGAAUUGAAAAUAUGGAAGUUGAUGAGGGUGAUCGACGGGAAAAAAGGAGUUUGACUGAUAAGGAACCCUCAUUGGGCUCAGAUGUGUCAGAAGAACAAGCACUUUUGCUAAUAUGUAAAAUCUUCCGGGUCUCUUGGAAGGAGCGUGAUAGGGAUGUAAUCUUCUUACCUGGUUUGGCUGCAGAGUUUAAACAGAAUGCAAAAGAAGUUUUUUCAGAUUGGAAAGACUUGAUUGGCCAGAUUCUAAUGGAGGUUCUGAUGCUGUCCACUCAAAUGCCUGAAGACAACCCAUUUGCCAGUCUGACUGCCACCUCUCGACCUAUUGCUGCAGCUGCAAGGUCACCUGACCGGAACUUGCCUCUUAAUCCUCCAUCAAGUCAUGGAACAAGUCCCAUGUUUUGCAGCCCAGGUUCUUUUGGUGCCAGUUCUUUAUCAAGUCUAGGCACGAGUGGUUCUUAUGCAGAAUCUGGCAGUGAUCGUUUCACAAUUGAAGCAUGUAAGGAGACUGAAAUGUUGAACUACCUCAUAGAGUGCUUUGACAGAGUUGGAAUAGAAGAAAGAAAAGCUCCAAAGAUGUGCAGUCAACCAUCUGUUAGUCAGCUGCUCAGCAACAUCCGAUCCCAGUGUAUCUCCCAUACAGCUCUUGUGUUGCAGGGGGCCCUCACACAGCCAAGGUCCUUGUUGCAGCAGUCAUUGCUAGUACCAUAUAUGUUGUGUAGGAAUCUUCCGUAUGGCUUCAUUCAAGAGCUAGUUAGAAUGACCCAUCAGGACUCUGAGGUAUUCAAACAGAUCUUUAUUCCAAUCAUACAAGGUCUUGCACAGGCUGUGAAAGAGUGUUCUUUAGAUGGUGAUAAUUUCAAGUAUCCACUUGUGGCUUUACAAGAAUUAUGUGAAAUUAAAUUUGGGAAGACACAUCCUGUGUGCACUUUGGUGAUCUCACUUCCUUUGUUUUUGCCUGAUCCUUUAAGUCAAGGAACAGGCAGAGAGUUGCAGAGACUUUCAGUCCUUGGCUCGUUCUUCAGCCUGUCUGUGUUUGCAGAGGAUGAUACAAGAGUUGUUGAGAAAUAUUUCUCUGGACCUACACUUACACUUGAAAAUACUAGAGUUGUUAGUCAGUCCUUGCAACACCAUCUAGAAUCAGCCAGGACUGAUCUCUUCAAAAUUUUGCACAAUAUUUUACUUAACGGUGAGACUAGAGAGUCUGCAUUAAAUUACAUGGCAGCAGUGGUAAAUCGCAAUAUGAAGAAAGCACAAAUGCAGACAGAUGACCGACUGGUAUCAACGGAUGGGUUCAUGUUGAAUUUUUUGUGGGUGCUGCAGCAACUGAGCACAAAGAUCAAGCUAGAAACUGUUGACCCAAUGUACAUUUUCCACCCAAAGUGUCGCAUCAACAUACUGUCUGAUGAGACACGUGUGAAAGCCUCAAUGGAAGACAUUAAAAGCUGGCUUUCUGAACUCAAUGAUCAGUCUAAGUUUGCUGAGCCAAAGUUCCCUACGGAAUGCUUCUUCCUGACCUUACAUGCACACCAUCUUGCUAUCUUGCCAAGUUGCCGCCGAUAUAUAAGAAGAUUACGAGCUAUUCGAGACCUCAACCGGACUGUGGAGGAACUGAAAAAUAGUGAAAGUCAGUGGAAGGAUUCUCCAUUGGCAAGCAGACACAGGGAGAUGUUGAAACGAUGCAAGACUCAAUUGAAGAAAUUGGUGCGGAGCAAAGCAUGUGCUGAUGCUGGUUUAUUAGAUGAGAAUCUGUUGAGAAGAUGCCUCCAGUUUUAUGGCACAUUAAUUCAACUGAUCUUUCGUCUGGUUGAUCCACGCUACCCAGACAUGACACUGCCCCUAAAUCCAGAGAUCCCCAAGGUGUUUGCAGCAUUGCCUGAAUUCUAUUUAGAAGAUAUUGCAGAAUUUUUGCUGUUUAUUGUACAAUAUUCCCCUCAGGUUUUAUAUGAACCUUGUACUCAGGACGUUGUGACCUUCCUUGUUGUAUUUAUCUGUAGUCAGAACUAUAUCCGAAAUCCUUACUUGAUUGCCAAGCUGGUAGAAGUCAUGUUUGUAACAAAUCCAGCAGUUCAGCCUCGAACACAGAAAUUCUAUGAGAUAAUGGAGAAUCAUCCAUUGGCUACAAAACAGCUUGUGCCUGCGUUAAUGAAGUUUUACACAGAUGUUGAACAUACUGGAGCAACCAGUGAAUUCUAUGACAAGUUCACUAUCCGUUACCACAUCAGCACAAUCUUUAAGAGCCUAUGGCAGAAUGUGGCACAUCAAGGUACCUUCAUGGAAGAGUUUAAUUCAGGAAAGCAGUUUGUUCGUUACAUCAAUAUGCUCAUAAAUGACACCACCUAUCUGCUGGAUGAAAGUCUGGAUUCUCUCAAACGCAUCCAUGAGGUACAAGAAGAAAUGAAGAACAAAGAGCGCUGGGACUCAUUGCCCAGGGAUCAGCAACAAAGCCGGCAGUCACAGCUGACACAGGAUGAGCGUGUCUCCCGCUCAUACCUUGCUCUAGGCGCAGAAACAGUGGAUAUGUUUCAUUAUCUCACCAAACAAGUACAAAAACCUUUCCUUAGACCUGAACUUGGCCCGCGCCUAGCUGCCAUGUUAAACUUUAACCUGCAACAACUGUGUGGGCCUAAGUGUCGUGACCUAAAGGUAGAGAAUCCAGAAAAAUAUGGUUUUGAACCAAAGAAGCUUUUGGAUCAACUGACUGAUAUUUACCUGCAUUUAGACUGUCCCCGGUUUGCAAAAGCCAUUGCUGAUGACCAGCGAUCAUACAGUAAAGAAUUAUUUGAUGAGGUGAUUUCAAAAAUGAGGAAAGCGGGAAUUAAAUCAACAAUAGCUAUUGAAAAAUUUAGACUUCUGGCAGAAAAGGUGGAAGAAAUAGUCACAAAGAAUGCGCGUGCAGAAAUUGACUAUGGAGACGCACCAGAUGAAUUUAGAGAUCCAUUGAUGGAUACUCUGAUGAAUGAUCCUGUGAAAUUACCCUCUGGGACCAUAAUGGACCGUUCUAUUAUUUUAAGACACUUGCUGAAUUCACCAACAGAUCCAUUUAACCGUCAACACCUGACUGAGAAUAUGUUGGAGCCAGUGCCUGAACUGAAGGAAAAGAUCCAUGCCUGGAUGAAAGAGAAGCAACAUGCAAAUCGUUCUUCACAGUGAAGUGUUACUUAUGUGGGAUACAAUGAGAAAAAUGUGUAGUUGUGAACUUAGACCACCAGAUUAUUAAGACCCAAACGCAAAUCUGCUCAACACUGAGGCUGUGCAGGCUACGUCUGCUGCACUGAUGUUAAAAAGGGUGAACUGAACGCAUUAGGAAAAUGUAAUGUCUCUGUAAAUAAAUCUAAUUUAAAGAACAAAAAUAGCUAAAAGGAGAGAAGUUCAGUGGUAUUGGGUACAAUUUAGAAUACCUUUUUCAGUACAGCUACACGUGACCAAUUCCCUUGUAGCAAUUUUGAAACAAAAAGGGUCUGAGCAAACAAUGUUUUUUAAAAUGACUGUAUUAACAGAAGAUGGUCUGUAUUUUAGGUUGACGUUAUUACUGUAUCUUGCGACCAGUCGCUGCUAAAGGGACUGUUUUGUUUGCUGCACUAAAUGUUUCUCAAAACCAAAGUAACGCACAGGCCCUUUCCCUAAAACCUGAUGUUUUAAUUAUGAGACAUAAUCAGUUGGCUCACAGGAUUAAUGGUGAGACUGUUGAAUUCUAUUUGUUUACCAUUAACUUAUAUUUUUGUCUCUAGCUUUUCUUCCCCACCCGCCCCCUGACACCAGUGCUUUUGUGCAAACUCUGUAGCAAGCAAGCGAGGUUAUGGAGUUCAUCCAUUUCUGCUGAACCAUGUUCUAUGACCAUCGUUUUUUCCACAGUAUGAUCUGCAUUAUUGAAAUAUUUUGAUUGCAAUAAGGCUUUUUUUUAAACGAGGGAUUUUCUCCAAGAAAUUACUUCAGUCCAACUGCUGUUGGAUUGCCUUCCUCUCCCUGAGGACCUUUUACUGCUACAGCACACUAGAGGGCACUCUUGUUUGCCAGGAGUUCCUUCAGCCUUAUAUCAAUGUGUUUUAACUAGUAUAUGUUGGGUGCCACUUCAGUGACUACCUAAUAAGUGAAUAAAAAUGAAAACUCCAAAUUCUUUUUUUUCUAUCGGCCCUGUUGUAUUCACUCCUGUUACAUUAAUUUGAGCUUUUAAUUCUUUGUAAGUUGACUACAUUUUCUACAUUCUCUGUAAUUUGCUGCGAAGCUUGUUAUUUCAACAGUCCUGAAUUGCAGCAAGCUGAGGUAAUGUGAAGUUACUUUGCAUUAUGGAAAAUCUUCUUUGAAAAUUAAAUAAAGUAUGCAAGAAAACUCCCAAAUUACAAGUGAUUUCCAAAUAACUGAGUCGCUCACAGUUCCACAAAAAUGCUUCAACUGAAGAAUUGACUCUGCUGCCAUUUCUGCAUCUGAUAGUUUAGAAAUCAUCCAGUAUCACUGGAAUAUCUUGAUGUUAUUUUAAACUGCAGCACUGUGACAUCUGCAAUUCUGCAUGCAUCCAGUUACAGUGACAAAAUUGAGCUAGCCACCAUUUCCUUUCAGUGAAGCUACAUCUGUGUUAACGGGGAAGGGAAAUCCAGUUAUCAGGUUUGAGUAUGUGGGCAUAUUGCUCCAUUUUAUAUAGUGACCAGUGUUGUGCUGCUAUACUCAAUUUGCAGGCCUUUGCUGUAACUGAAUGAUGACUGCUCUGCUGCAUAACACUUUGAGCUCAGAAUUUGGGGCAACACGGUGGCUCAGUGGUUAGCACUGCUGCCUCACAGCACAGAGUCCCAGGUUCCAUUCCAACCUCAGACAACUGUCUGUGUGGAGUUUGCACAUUCUCCCCAUAUCUGUGUGGGUUUCCUCCCACAGUCCAAAGAUGUGCAGUUCCGGUGAAUUGGCCAUGCUAAAUUGCCCACAGAGUUAGGUACAUUAGUUGGAGGGAAAUGGGUCUGGGUGGGUUACUCUUCGGAGGGUUGGUGUGGACUGGUUGGGCCGAAGGGCCUGUUUCCACAUUGUAGGGAAUCUAAUCAAUUGUAAUAGUCUAGCUUAAUUCUUUUGCAGUAAAAUCUGUAAAUGUGCAAAAUCAUUACAGGAACAGCAAUAAGUGGAAGCUGCAAUAUGAAAUGCUGUCAAAGGAAAUUGGAAUUUUAUUAUAACUUUAAACAGAUUGUCAAGACUUAGCUCUUAUCCCUACCAUUCUAUGCACAUUGAGUGCCUCUAUUCCUGCAAGUUUUCUUCAAGAUCUCUGUUUCAUUUCAGCUGCCAGUAGAUCGAUACUUCAAAUUCAUGUCUGGUGUAAAUAUUUCCAUUAAAUAUUUUACAAUGCUCUUAGAUUUCAAAUCAGUUUUACACUUUUUAUUUCAAAUUGUACCGAUUCUUAAUCGUAGUGGUAUGUUCUUUUAAUGCAAUGUACUUGAGGAAGAUAGCCGAUGAGUUAAUUGAAGACGUUUUCAAAUUGCUGGCUAUGAACUGUGGUGAUUUUCACUGCAAAUCUCCAGCAAGCAUAUUUCUAACACAUGACAGUCCAUUUAAUCCUGUGCAAGCAAUUUUAAAAUUCCGGGCCCGUUUCAGUACUUAACAUCUGUGUACUUCCACCCUAAUUCUAGAUUAAAUAAAUGUUGUCACAUCAAAUGCUGGUCAUUUACAUCUCCCCAUUAUACAAUUAAUAUCUGUUGAUAGUUCUGUGCAAAAUUUGAAAAUGUAUACUAAAUAAUCUGAACAUUGAAAAUCUAUAAAAUAUUUGGUCUUAAAAGAGAAACUGGAAUUCAGCAAUAAAAGUGCAAAAUGAUGGAAGUGCACAGUCAGCUCAGGGAUGUUAGUAAAGAGAAAAGACAGGCCAAUGUUUGAGGUGUCUAUUCUGCUAAAAUACCCAGGGAUUUGAAUCUGCCAUGUCUCUAAAUACUGGCUGGCCAGCUGUGCAUUUCUACCCCUUUUUAUAUUUGUUUUAUCCGAUGCCUAAAUUUAGUUUGACUAUUGUUGCAAAAUAUAAAUCCAGCUUCAUAAAUGUCUAAUCCAAUCAGUAUUAACGACUCUUUUUGAAUUGUUAAACUGGUAUUCUAGCUGUUUUAGUGGAGUGUCUUGCUCGACGUGUUGCAAAUAACAGUUCAACAAGAAAAACCAGUGUGUUCUCCUGAAUAGAGCUUUUACACAUCAUGGCUCAGGGUAGUGCGCACUCCUCUGAGUCAGGUGAUUGUGGGUUCAAGUCACAUUUCAGAGACUUAGACGCAACAGCAGCAGCAGAGUCGGCAGAAGUGCUGCCCGUUGAGAUGUUAAACUGACUUUGUCAAGUGCCUAAAAUGUAGAAUAUAAACAGUAAAUGUUUAACUAGCUACUGGUCUUGUACCUGCCCACAUCCCUGCAAAUAGAAUAUUUAAAUAUAAAAUGCUGUUGCUAAAGUAUGGACAUUUUCUACAGCAGCAGUGUUACAUGCAAUAGGAGUAGAUCAUUAAAUAAAUAAAUUCAGACUAAUUAUUUUAAUAAAUGAAUCUUGUGCAUUUUUUCAUUUGUCCUUUUCAGAAUCCUCCCUGUUUAAUCUUUUGAGCCAAAAUUCAUUGGUGUGGCCAGAUAUUGUUGGAUUUUGUUUUCUCUUUAAACAGGAAGGAUACUGUGCAGAUAACGAACAUCUGAGGUGCCUCUCUGUAAGUUGUACAACCUAUCAUAGAGCUGCCACUGAUUAUGAGCGUAUGUGAGGCAUAAUCUAUCCUUUUCCAGUUCAGAUCAGUCUUAAUUUUAUCUGAACUUUGAAAUUCAUUUUUGCUGCUGAUGUAAAUUUUGAGGAGACCUGGUGAGAAAAUAGAUGACCCUUUCUAAUCCAGAGCCUUUCUCAAGACAAAGCAAUUCAAAUUUACGAUUUCAAGUAAUGUCCCAGUAUUAGCAUUUUGAGCAAAUGUAGACAUUCUCCGAUUUCUCACUGAUGCCCCGUUUAAAUUCAAGGCCUUAACUAUUUUAGCAUUUGUGAUGCUGUUGUUGCAAAAAGGAUAAUUGAGACCAUUCUGGACUGGAAAGAAUCUAAGAUUCAGAUCUGUUGCAUCAGGUAAUUUGAAGGUCUUUAAGCAAUUACUCCAAUACCCUGAUAAUGUGAUUGUACUCACCUUUCCUUUUUAUCCCACAACUGUUGAACUGGACUUCUGGCUCUGCAACAAGAAAAUGAGGAAAUUAACAGCUACAUUGUCCAAUAAAAAUUUGCAUUUUUGGUAAUGUCAUACUGCCCCUUGCUGCAGGUACUUGAAUUUCUGGUUUAUUUUUUAUUUUAAAAAGCUGGAAGUUUUCUUUGUUUUCUAAUAAAUGCUGUUGUAAUCAGAGAACUGUUUUUAAUGAUAAACCUGCUCAGAAUGGUGAUUCCUCGAACUUUGCCUGAUUGCCUCGAACUUUGAAUUCCAAUAAAUGGUGGUAUACGUCUCAAAUACAAAAUGGUAUCAUUGUCUUCUACUGGGUUAGCGAGUCAUCGUUUUCUGUUUGAAGCCAAAUGUAUUUGCACUUUAGUGACCUUUUACUCUGAA